ACUUCAUAUUCCUAGUAAACAGCUGUUACAUGGCGUUGACGGACUUGUAGUUCAUGAUUUAAUGAAAUGGUGCCGAAAUUCAUGGUUAAUUUUCGUGGAUAAUUAAAUUCAGGAAAUUGUGUUUAAACAGAUAAUUUUAAUCCAAAUUCAUGAAAUGAUUUCGUGAAUUAGCCUACACAUAAACGCAGUAACACAAACAUUCCAUGAUGAUGUCGUGAAUUUGCUUACCCGUAAACGUAGUAACACAAACAUUCCAUCAUAAUUGACGACCAAUGUGCUGAAGGCCUAAGGUGUUCAAUAUCAAACGUCUGGUAGUGUUAUGCGGUAUUUAUAAAAACAAAACAUAGCAGUUUGACUUGCAACGGGUUUUCAUACGUUUCCUGUGUUUCGCGUUUGCCUCUUCUAAAUUCAUUUAAAUAAAAUAUAAGGAGAGCUACUAUCAAAUUGCAUAAUGUUUAUGGUUAAUUGCAACAGAUGCUUUCGGCCAAAAACUGUAGAGAAUCCAAACAGGUUCUUUAUAGCCAAAUGUAGUCACAUCUUUUGCCAAGAAUGCUUGCCAAACAGGCAAUGCCAUGUCUGCAACGCGCUCUACGACGCCAAAGCUAUCGACGCCAAUAUGCCCAAAGCAAUGGCAGAAUAUUUCGAUCGACCGGAGAAAGCAUUUCGUAAGUUCCAAAAGAUACUACAAUUCCAAAUAUCGCAGGACGCAUUGAACGCUCAUUAUUGGGUAAAUUUUAUGCCACUUCAAGUUCAAGAAGAGACGAGGAAACUGAAAGGUAUGCUAAGGAUCUAUACACAUUUGGAUGAUAAAUUAGCGCACGAAACGAAGCGAAUUGAGAAAUUGAAAGCUUAUAUAUCAUAUAAAAAGCAAAGUUUCAAAGAGCUGAGUCAAGGCCAUCUGCGUCCGGGCCGGGGCCGUUCAUCAGCGAUUCCAUCAUGCAGAAGAUAUAGAACUGAAAGUGAAAGUAUUAAAUCUCCAACAAUAAGCACCUUAUCUGACGUAACCUUGUCCAGUGGCAAUUGCACAAGAUCUACAGAUUUGAGCAAACACAGUGAUCCAUUUUCUGAUCGUGGUCGACGUGAUUUUACUAUGUAAUCUUCAUAAAAUGAGCGCUUGAAACAUACAUACAUAUGUAUUUACAUAUAUAUGUUU
Messenger RNA from Rhagoletis pomonella (apple maggot), 1153 nucleotides. Its product is annotated as RING finger protein narya-like. Gene Ontology annotation, biological process: homologous chromosome pairing at meiosis; protein sumoylation; reciprocal meiotic recombination. Bases 452 to 1096 code for a protein of 214 amino acids. The transcript has a single exon. Gene Ontology annotation, molecular function: SUMO transferase activity. Gene Ontology annotation, cellular component: synaptonemal complex. Lineage: Eukaryota; Metazoa; Arthropoda; Insecta; Diptera; Tephritidae. The record is from RefSeq and is a predicted model, not a curated record.